This is a messenger RNA of Perca flavescens (yellow perch), 2244 nucleotides long. RefSeq names its product growth arrest-specific 1a (gene gas1a). The record is from RefSeq and is a predicted model, not a curated record. The transcript has a single exon. Lineage: Eukaryota; Metazoa; Chordata; Actinopteri; Perciformes; Percidae. The coding region runs from base 600 to 1388 and encodes 262 amino acids. Gene Ontology annotation, biological process: regulation of cell cycle.
GGCUGAGGAACAGAAAGACAAAUGCUCAAAGGGAACAGGGUAGAGGACCACUUUGACCCACAAGGGUUGUUGUUUUCCCCCAUGCAUUUGUUUGCACUCCCGUGCGCACAAGAAACUGCUAAAUGAUCCAGCGCAGUCCUCUAAAGACCUCUCGGGACUUGUCCGGCUUCGCUUUUUUGGUUGAGAUCCGCUAGGAGAGAGGACGCAAGAGGGAAUCGCUGAGCUGGAGGCAGUUUGUUGCAUGAACUCAGAAUCACUGCGAUGGAAUGAACCGCUAGAGAAACUCCACUAAACUUUUCUUUUUGCUCCUGUGAGUUUCCAUUUUAGUUUUCACCCCAAUCAUGUAUGGAUAACGGGAGGUUUGCUCAAGAAUCCGGCUCAAAUGGAUCAGCGCUGACGGGUUUAUGGAGCCGGGAUUACACAGCGCAGUGCCAGCCUGUUGAACGCCCACACACGGGCCUAUCACACACACACACACACACACACACCAUCUGCCUCGGAAUAAAUAACACUUUCCAGUGAAGACUAUCCAUGGAAGUAGUGUAGAAGUUUUGCAUAUGACACCGCUGUGAGUUUUACCGUUUCCUGCAGCCAGAACGAUGGCAAGCUCUGGCGCAUUGGCACAGAGCGUCUGCAGAUCUCUUUGGCCUCUUGGCUGUAUGCUUUUGUUUUUUGGCUACUUAUCCGUGGCCUCGCCGUCCCACGGUCGGCGGCUGAUAUGCUGGCAAGCCAUCAUGAACUGCCAAGCCGAGCCCGAGUGCAAUUACGCAUACGAACACUACGCGCGCGCAUGUGGUCCCGUUCUGAACGGGGAGAGGAGGAAGUGCCCCAGCCACUGCAUCUCCUCGCUUGUCCAGCUCAAUCUGACCAAAAACGGGCCGGCUCUGGAGGAUUGUAGCUGCGCCCACGAUCCGGUCUGUACGGGCACCAAACGGGCCAUCGAGCCCUGCCUGCCCAGGACUACCAGCACCGGCUGCACGGAAGCUCGGCGCCAGUGCGAGAGAGACGGACAGUGCAGCUCCGCUAUGCACGAUUAUUUGAAGCACUGCGGGAAACUUUUCAGCGGAGCAAUCUGCACGAACGCUUGCCGGAAUGUGAUCGCGAAUAUGCGUAAAAUACCCAAGGGUCAGCAGCUGGACACAUGUAUGUGUGACGGGACGGAGAGGGCCAUCUGUGAGUUUGUCAAGAGCAGCAUGAAGGCGCUGUGCUUCGACUCUCCCGUGAGAGAAGAAGGCAGCGGGUCAGACUACGGCCAAGAUCCAGAUUACGAUGACGACCCCUCGGAUCCAUACUACAUAGAUGAGCCGGACAGCGGAGCCUCUCUUUCUGCGUCCCACUUUGUUUUGACCCUGCUGGCAUCCAUUUUGGCUCUUUUGCCCCUCAUUUAAUCCCCGAGUUCAUAAUCUGCCCCGAUUUUUGUCCGGAUAAAAGGCAAUCUAAACAGCUGGCCCUCUUUGACCUGCUACUAUUGUGAAAGGUUAGAGCCUCACAGACUAAGGACAGCGUGUGAGCAAGGCUUGUUUGAAUUAAGAGUUUUGGACACUGAAGGAUAUCAAAUCAGGAUAUUUUCUAUGCAAACAAGACCAGAAAGAUAUUUUUACUGAGCUCCUGGCUGCCCACUCUUAUCAAACCACACCACUUCACUGCUCUCCAGAUGCUUUGCUUAUGUGAUAAGCUAAAUUAGAUUGUCUACUUUCUCUCAGUCACAGACUCUGAUUGUAAAGUUAUCAUGAUAAAGACACAGUUGGCUUGUUUUAGUAACGAUGCAACGUUUAAUCAGUAUAUGCUGAGCACACUGCCAAUCUUUUUUUUCUUUUUCUUUUUUAAAGAUAUGAACUAUUUUUAUAUGACACUGCUGCCAUAUGGCACCAGGCUAUCUGAUUUACAAGUAUUUAAUGCUGGAAUCUAUAAACUAUAUGAAACUGUAAAUAGAUGAGGAGUUAAAGUGAAACAGUAAUUUAUUACAUGCCACCUAGAUACAUCCAAAUGUUCAUCAUGUGAAUAAUAGACUGAGUAUUCCAGCUUUAAAGGGAAGUUAUUUUGACUGUAUUCUCUUCAAAGAUCAUGUGCAUUGUAUAUAUGUGUAUAGCCUAUAUAGAUUUUUUCAAAGAAUCCUCUAUGUUUUAGGUUAUGAGAUGAUUUAUUCACUGUGUAUAGCCUAGAGAAAGAAAUGUCUAAAUCCACUGUAUGAUUGCCUUAAUGAUAUACUUCUAUAGAAGGCAUAAAGGAAACUUGAAGAUAUCA